GUUUUCCCGCCCGAGAUCGCAGAUAGGAUUAUGGGCUAUUUGCACGAUGAAAAAGCUACUUUGAAAGCUUGUAGCCUGACAUGUCGUUCAUGGCACCUUACCGCUCUCUACCACCUCUACCACACCAUGCACUUCCACGCACAGACGUACACGCGCCGGUUCGCCAACUUGCUCACAUGCUCUCCUCACGUUGGCAAGUUCGUUCGA
Laetiporus sulphureus 93-53 is the source of this 207-nucleotide messenger RNA. RefSeq lists its product as uncharacterized. The transcript has a single exon. The annotation marks the transcript as partial. Lineage: Eukaryota; Fungi; Basidiomycota; Agaricomycetes; Polyporales; Laetiporaceae. Gene Ontology annotation, molecular function: protein binding. The record is from RefSeq and is a predicted model, not a curated record.